AUGGCGCUGGCCAUUGCCCGGGCGGCUGAGGGGUGGGCGGCCGCCGGGAUGAUGGCGACGCCGCUGGCCGUGUUGUCCUGUCCGGCGGUCGCUCCCCCGGCUGGGGGCUGCGGCCCCGGGGGCCAGGUUGCCGGCCACGACCCGGGCAUGCUGGCCCCGAUGUCCGGCUGGCGAGCAGAGGCCGCCACGAGCGCCGCCUUGUGGCGUCUGGCAGCCAGGUGUGGCCGGUGGCCGGUGGCCGGGCCGCCGUGUGACCGGCCGGGUAUCCUCUCGGUCAGCAUGGGCCCGCUUGGUCGGCGACCGGCGGUGCUGGCCUUGCCGCCGGCUGGGCCUGGGACCCUGGCCCAUGGUUCGAUGUGA
Molecule: messenger RNA, 360 nt
Organism: Fonticula alba
Lineage: Eukaryota; Rotosphaerida; Fonticulaceae
Exons: 2
Coding region: 1-360 (119 amino acids)
Source: RefSeq, a predicted model, not a curated record